This is a messenger RNA of Cylicostephanus goldi, 618 nucleotides long. Lineage: Eukaryota; Metazoa; Nematoda; Chromadorea; Rhabditida; Strongylidae. The record is from the annotation of a GenBank genome assembly.
GCAGCAAAACAUAUCGGCCAACAAGUCAACGUGAUUGAUUAUCAGAGAAUUCAGUCUGACAAAUUUGAACUUCCAAACCAAGUUGUCGUGAUGAUAGUGAGCGUAGAAGCCAGAGACCAAUUGUUAAAGUACCUAAUGGCUAAAAGAAAAGCACUUUUGGAUACGCAAUUCAUCAUAUACUCCGACGGAAGCACUGAUGCCAAAACAUUCUAUGCACAGCUAGAGGAUUUGAUGAAAAGCGCUUCGGAUGUGGAGAAACAAUUGAUCAUGGCAAAUUUUAUCCUGCUCCAAUCGCUGCAUACUCCAAAAAGCGAAGAUUUGCCCCUUAGUCAAAACUUUAGUGCAACCAAAGCCAUACAAGCAUCGUGGUUACUAUGCGAUGCGAUAAGCUUAUUAGAAGAAACUGAUGGUAACAUCCCGCAUCUCAACCAGUUUCUGGGGCGUAAACUAGCAGGACUUUCUGGACCAGUAUUCUUUCUCAGUGAUGGAACGCGUUUGCCAUAUUUUGAUGUUUUUACCUGGGAAUACGACCAUAUGCUCAAUGCUGCAUCGUUAAAACCAUCAGCUAUUCCAUGCAAUGAGAGUGAAUCCCAACCGUGCAUUUCUUAUGUAGGCUGA